Molecule: messenger RNA, 1755 nt
Organism: Bursaphelenchus xylophilus (pine wood nematode)
Lineage: Eukaryota; Metazoa; Nematoda; Chromadorea; Rhabditida; Aphelenchoididae
Source: the annotation of a GenBank genome assembly
AUGGCUGUAAGUUGGUUUAUAACCUGUUGUUUUGUUGGAUUUUAGGCCGGCUUUUCGGAUUUCGCGGGCUACAAAAGUAGGAUUAGUUGAUGCGAGGCUACAGCGAAAGCUUGACAAGGAUUUUUGGAGACUUCUGAAUAGAUUUUACGUUUUUAUAGUUUUAUAUAAUUACAAUUCUUGUUGCCUUGUGUAAUAGUAAUUUUAAACGGGAGAACUUGAGAAAAGUCACGUUGCUUCUUGAUAGUCUUGGUUUUUUUCUUAGUUUACGUUCUCAGCCUGCAAAAUUUAGUCUUUGUCGUUUGAGAAAAUCCAAGGAAUAUAGUCUAACGCAACAAGCUAAUUUCCUCUAAUUUUUCAGACAGUCUACGGAAACUCCGAAGGAUUCCGCGUUCAGAAGGUCCUGGUCGCCGCUAAGGUUGCCGGUAAGACCGUGCAAGUCAAGGAGAACGUGCCAGCCGACAAGUUCCCACUUGGCCUGACUCCAGCUUUCGAAGAGGGAGAAACUCGUCUUUUCGGAUCCGAUGCCAUCGUCCGUCAUUUGGCUGCUGGAAACAAACAGUAUCUGCCUGAGGUAAGAGCUUUAUUUUGUCUGUUUUGUUUUUAGACGCCUGUCCAUCAUGGAUAAUAUAAUUUUUACCUCAAAACUUGGAGUUCGUAUAAAAAGGCUAUUUAUAAUUUUAGGACCCAGCUCUCCUUCAAUGGUUCCAAUGGGCCGAUUCCGAGCUUCUCCCCAGCGCUCUUUCCUACGUUCUCCCAUCCAUCUCAGUCGCCCAUGUUGACCACGACACCCUCGAGCACGCCAAGAAAGAGUUCCUUGCCCAGCUCCAAGCCUUUGACAAAGUCCUUGCCUCCAAGACCUUCUUGGUCGGAGAACGACUUUCGGCCGCUGAUGUUUCUGUCGCAUUGAACCUCCUCCCAGCAUACCAACACGUUCUGGACGAGAAAGCCCGAAAGAGCUUGGUCAACGUUACCCGUUAUUUCUUGACCAUCGUCAACCAGAAGGUCGUGAAAGAGGUUGUUGGUGAAGUCAAGUUGGCCUCUGCCGUCGCUCAAUUCAGCCAAGAUCAGUACAACAAGAUCAAGCCCGCUCCAAAGAAGGAUGGUAAGGGAUUUAUUUUUUAUUUUUUGGCUUUAGGUUCAGUAGUGUUGAAAGCAUGAAUUGUAUGUUUUUCAGAGAAGAAAGAGACCAAGAAACCCGAGAAGAAGAAGGAAGACAAGCCCAAGCCAGCUGCUCAAGAGCCAGAAGAAGAUGAGCCUUCCGCUCCCGUCGAGAAGUUUGUUGAUCCCUUCCUCAAAUUCCCCGCCGGAAAGUUCAACUUGGACGGUUUCAAACGUGUCUACUCCAACGAGGACACCGACAAAUCCAUCCCAUGGUUCUGGGAGAACUUCGAGCCCGAGAACUACUCCAUCUGGUACGGUGAAUAUAAAUACCCCAAGGAGUUGACCCUCACCUUCAUGAGCUGCAACUUGAUUUCGGGAAUGUUCCAACGAUUGGAGAAGCUGAAGAAGCACGCCUUCGCCUCUGUCUGCCUCUUCGGAACCGACAACGACUCCUCCAUCUCCGGAAUCUGGAUCUGGCGUGGACACGAACUCGCCUUUGAGCUUAGCCCAGACUGGCAAGUGGACUACGAAUCCUACUCUUGGAAGAAACUUGACCCUGCCGACGAGAAGACCAAGAAGACCGUCAACGAAUACUUGGCCUGGGAGGGCGACUUCGAUGGAAAGAAGUUCAAUCAAGGAAAAAUUUUCAAGUAA